Molecule: messenger RNA, 990 nt
Organism: Malaclemys terrapin pileata
Lineage: Eukaryota; Metazoa; Chordata; Testudines; Emydidae
Product: putative gastrointestinal growth factor xP4
Exons: 7
Coding region: 1-825 (274 amino acids)
Biological process (GO): maintenance of gastrointestinal epithelium
Source: RefSeq, a predicted model, not a curated record
AUGGAAGAGAAGGGGUUUUGGUUACUGGCGAUUGUCCUGGUAUUGGAAUGCAGAAUCCUGAUUGAAGGAGGUGAAAUACCAAGAACAGCUGAAUGUGGUAUGAAAGUAAAAGAAAGAACGAACUGUGGUUAUGCAGGCAUUUCAGAAAAAGAAUGCACAACUAAAGGAUGUUGUUUUGAUGACAAAUACCCAGGUGUGCCGUGGUGUUUCUAUCCUCACCUCAGAACAGGUACAGGUCAAUGUGCUAUGAACGUAAAAGACAGAAAGAACUGUGGUUAUUCAGGCAUUUCAGUAAAAGAAUGCCAAACUAGGGGAUGUUGUUUUGAUGCAAAAUACCCAGGUGUGCCGUGGUGUUUCUAUCCUCACCUCAAAACAGGUACAGGUGAAUGUGGUAUGAAAGUAAAAGAAAGAACGAACUGUGGUUAUUCAGGCAUUUCAGUAAAAGAAUGCGUAACUAAGGGAUGUUGCUUUGAUGACAAAUACCCAGGUGUGCCGUGGUGUUUCUAUCCUCACCUCAAAAAAGGUACAGGUCAAUGUGCUAUGAACGUAAAAGAAAGAAAGAACUGUGGUUAUUCAGGCAUUUCAGUAAAAGAAUGCGAAACUAGGGGAUGUUGUUUUGAUGCAAAAUACCGAGGUGUACCCUGGUGUUUCUAUCCUCACCUCAAAACAGGUACAGGUCAAUGUGCUAUGAAGGUAAAAGAAAGAAAGAACUGUGGUUAUUCAGGCAUUUCAGUAAAAGAAUGCGAAACUAGGGGAUGUUGUUUUGAUGCAAAGUACCCAAAUGUACCCUGGUGUUUCUAUCCUCACCUCAAAAAAGAUUAUUAAAGAAAAUCUACCCCAGGAACAUACCCCAGGAACUUCUCUGUCAAUAGAACCACUGACGAAGGAAUGUGUUUAAAUCUUGCGAUUUCUACUCUAAUAAUUUUGAUUUCCAGGUCAUUCCUGUCUUAUACAAUGACACAGUUAAUUACUGGAUGGGGGUGGGGUUUG